CGCAACGUCUAAAAAGCCGACGAGUUGAAGCGCAACCAAUAAUUCGUUCAAUACAUCUUUUUUUUGUGUAUUUAUAUUUUGGCUGUACGCAAAAGUUGGCUUAGUUUUUGCUUAAGUGCUUCAAAUAUUUAAACAACAUUAUGAGCUUCACACGACAAUUGUCCGAAAUGAGCGCCAGCGAGCUGAACGAUGCCAUCGAUGACACAAAUUUUCCGCAGGCCCACAUCCUUUCGCGCGGUCGUAACAAUAGUGUUUGCUCAACAAGUAGCACCUCUGGUACUUCCUCGCUGAUUGACCGUGCGCUAUCCCAUUCCGAAGAGACUAAUAAUGCAGCCCCAUCACCCGAGGAGAAGGGCGCAAUUUCAGAGAACGCCACAGCAUCCCCGACUACGCCUGCAUCUACAAAUCGGCCACGUUUAAUACUCAAAACGAAUGGCACUAUUCCGGAAACUGAUGGUACACAACCGAAAACACCAAUGACACCGCGCACAUCGACAACGCCAGGUAGUUCGGUGCCGGAUUGUAGCCAUGAGAACUGCACUUUCCAUCAUGAUCUGGAGCUGGAUCACAAGCCUCCGACGCGUGAGGCACUUCUACCGGACAUGGCGCGCUCGUAUCGGCUGCUGCUUGGCGGACUAGGUGAGAAUCCCGAUCGCCAGGGUCUGAUCAAAACACCGGAACGUGCGGCUAAGGCAAUGCUCUACUUUACCAAAGGCUACGACCAAUGUUUGGAGGAUGUUUUAAAUGGCGCCGUUUUUGACGAGGAUCACGACGAAAUGGUGGUAGUAAAGGAUAUAGAAAUGUUUUCAAUGUGUGAACAUCAUCUAGUCCCAUUCUACGGCAAAGUAUCGAUCGGGUAUUUACCUUGUAACAAAAUUCUGGGACUAAGCAAAUUGGCACGUAUUGUGGAGAUCUUUUCGCGUCGUUUACAAGUGCAGGAGCGUUUGACAAAACAGAUCGCUGUUGCCGUAACACAGGCGGUGCAACCAGCUGGUGUUGCGGUUGUUGUUGAAGGCGUACAUAUGUGCAUGGUCAUGCGGGGCGUGCAGAAAAUCAAUAGCAAAACCGUGACCUCUACUAUGUUGGGCGUGUUCCGGGAUGAUCCAAAGACACGCGAAGAAUUCCUAAAUUUAGUUAAUAGCAAAUAAACGUAAUGAUUAAACCUGAAUUAGACAACAACAAUACGAAAGAUACAGAAUAUUCUUGAAUAUAAAAAUAAUAAUAUAUUUAAUAAUGUAAUAUUUUUGGAGGCGCAUACAUACAUAUAGUAUGUAUUUCAUCUUAACGAAUACAAUAACGCAACGAACACAGGGUCCAAUAGUUCAUGUUUAUAGUUUUGUUCUCGUUUAUUGUUAGUGCAAUGUUUACAGGCAUUUCAGUUGUCAACUGGUAAAGAUUGUGUAAGAUUUAUUUUAAAUUUUUAAAUAGCGAAAUAUAUGAAAUAAAAUAUUGAAUACAUAAUACAUUUGUAUUUCAAGCUUAAAAACACUGCAUAUUUUGGUGUUGGGUAUAUACGUACGUUAAU
Messenger RNA from Scaptodrosophila lebanonensis, 1525 nucleotides. RefSeq names its product GTP cyclohydrolase 1 (gene Pu). Lineage: Eukaryota; Metazoa; Arthropoda; Insecta; Diptera; Drosophilidae. The transcript has 5 exons. The coding region runs from base 141 to 1148 and encodes 335 amino acids. The record is from RefSeq and is a predicted model, not a curated record. Gene Ontology annotation, molecular function: GTP binding; zinc ion binding; GTP cyclohydrolase I activity. Gene Ontology annotation, cellular component: cytoplasm. Gene Ontology annotation, biological process: tetrahydrofolate biosynthetic process; tetrahydrobiopterin biosynthetic process.